Sinocyclocheilus rhinocerous is the source of this 542-nucleotide messenger RNA. RefSeq names its product zinc finger C3H1 domain-containing protein-like. The record is from RefSeq and is a predicted model, not a curated record. The annotation marks the transcript as partial. Gene Ontology annotation, cellular component: nucleus; exosome (RNase complex). NCBI's taxonomy places the organism in Eukaryota, Metazoa, Chordata, Actinopteri, Cypriniformes, Cyprinidae. The transcript is spliced from 3 exons.
CUUUAUUCCUGUAGUGGAAAUGUCAUCCUGUGCUCAUGUGUCAGGGUGUGGGGCAGCACUACCUGCAGCAGAUGGAGCUUGUGCGGUUGACUCCUCCUCCUCCUCUGCCUCCGCUGCCGCCCCCCGAUGAAGCGGAGCAGCCGCCGAAGCCGCCGUUUGCAGACGAGGAGGAGGAAGAGGAGAUGCUGCUGAGAGAAGAGCUGCUCAAGUCCUUGGCCAGCAAACGAGCUGUUAAAACGGAGGACGCGUCCAGCAGCAGCGGGCCGCCCUCUCCCGCUCUCAGACCCGCGGCUCUGCCGAACACCAGGAACAACCUCACGGCCGUCAGUCUCAACACUGUCAUCUCUCACGCUCGGGCACUCAAGUUCAUACGGGCACAGCCUGCCCCCAAAGCCCCGUUUGUGCUGCCACGACACAAGAGUGUGGUGGUGCGUCUGAACGCGUCUGACGACAGCGACUCUGACGACGAGAGCUGCGGCCCCGUUCAGAGUGUGUUUGGAGGACUGGAGUCCAUGAUUAAAGAAGCUCGGAGGACAGUAGAG